UUGCUCCCACUGAUCAUUGGCCGUCUCCGCCGCCGCCGCCGCCACCGCCGACGACGAUAAUGGAGGAAGGCCAAGCCAACAUCAUCAUCUUCCCCUUCAUGGCUCAAGGCCACAUCAUCCCCUUCCUCGCCCUCGCCCUUCACCUCGAGAACAAGCUCAGACGCCUCCCCAACCUCACCAUCACCUUCCUCAGCACCCCUCUCAACAUCGCCGAACUCCGCUCCUCCCUCCCUCCCUCAGCCGCCAUCCGCCUGGUCGACCUCCCCUUCCGCCCCUCCGACCACGGCCUCCCCCCGGACGCCGAGAACACUGACGCCCUCCCCUACCCCCUCGUCGUCCGCCUCCUCCACGCCUCCACCUCUCUCCAAGAUCCCUUCCGCGACCUCCUCCUCGGCCUUGUCGCCGGCGGCCGGAAGCCCCUCUGCGUCAUCGCGGACAUCUUCUUCGGCUGGACCGCCACCGUGUGCCGCGAGCUCGGCAUCUUCCACGCCGUCUUCAGCGGCGCGAGCGGGUUCGGCCUCGCCUGCUACUACUCCCUUUGGGUCAACCUGCCUCACCGGAAGAAGCCGGAUUCCGUCGAGUUCGCGUUGCCGGACUUUGAAGAAGGGUCACCGGUCCACGUCUCGCAGGUGCCGCUGAACAUCCUCGAGGCCGACGGGACCGACCCGUGGUCGCAGUUUCAGACCCGGAACCUCUCCGCCUGGGUGGAUUCGAACGGAAUCCUUUUCAACACGGUGGCGGAGUUCGACGGCGUCGGGCUCUCCUACUUCCGGCGGAAGCUCGGCGUGGAGGUCUGGCCUGUGGGGCCUGUCCUCCUGCCCGCAAAAAGCCGCCGGUCCACGACGCCUUCGAGGCGGGGUGGCGCGAGCCCGGAACAGUGCAUAGCUUGGCUGGACACGAAGCCUCCGAGGUCAGUGCUCUACGUGUCGUUCGGCUCCAUGAACACCAUCACCGCCCCGCACAUGAUGGAGCUGGCGACCGCGCUGGAGUCCAGCGGCCGCGACUUCAUAUGGGUGGUGAGGCCGCCGGUCGGGCACGACAUAAACGCCAAGUUCGACGCCGGGGCGUGGCUGCCCGAGGGGUUCGAGCGGAGGACCGCAGGGAGGGGGCUGCUGGUGGAGAGGUGGGCGCCGCAGGCGGACAUACUGGCGCACGGGGCGGUGGCGGCGUUCCUGACACACUGCGGCUGGAACUCGGUGCUGGAGGCGCUGAGCAACGGGGUGCCGCUGCUGGGGUGGCCGAUGGCGGCGGAGCAGUUCUUCAACGCGAGGCUGCUGGAGGGGGGCGGGAUCGGGUCGUGCGUGGAGGUGGCGAGGGGGAGGAGCGGCGAGGUGAGGGGGGAGGAGCUGAGGGCGAAGAUCGAGAUGGUGAUGGGGGAGGAUACGGAGAGAGGGAGGGAGAUGAGGAGGAGGGCGAGGGAAGCGAGAGACAUGAUACAGAGCGCCACGAGAGACAACGACGACGACGACGACGACGACGACGCCGACGACGCCGACGACGACGCCGACGCCGACGCCGCUCAGAGGGGGACCCGGGGGUCGUCCGUGAGGGCACUGGACGAGUUCAUCGACGCCGCAAUGUCGAUGAGGGAGGAGGGUCGUGUCAAUGGACUGAAGAACUGCAACGGGCACGCGUCCAUUCCCAGCGUGUGAAAGGGUCUUCUUCUUGUGGCUUACAGAUUCAUUCACGAGCCAGCAGCAACUGCAAUCUUUCAAAUCUUUUCCGACAGUCUCGAAUCAUGUACCGAUACAUAAACGUUUGGCGCAUUUCACUUCAAUAAUAAUUAAUGAUCAUCAUCA
Syzygium oleosum is the source of this 1799-nucleotide messenger RNA. Its product is annotated as UDP-glycosyltransferase 92A1. Gene Ontology annotation, molecular function: UDP-glycosyltransferase activity. The transcript has a single exon. The record is from RefSeq and is a predicted model, not a curated record. NCBI's taxonomy places the organism in Eukaryota, Viridiplantae, Streptophyta, Magnoliopsida, Myrtales, Myrtaceae. The coding region runs from base 60 to 1652 and encodes 530 amino acids.